AUGUUGGGCAGGCUGCAGCUGCCUUUCAGUCAGACUAACACCUCAACUUCACCCUCGUCUUGUUCCUGGGCUUUGGCCGCCGCGCUUCUGACACACCCUUUCGUUUUCCCUUUGGUGUCAUUCACAUCUACCGCCGACCUCCUCGACUACAUCUCCUGCUGCCCUCCUAAUCUUGGUUCUCUCAGACGAGGCAUCAUGAAGCCGGUUAAGCUGAAGUCGCCUGUCAAGACCUCGGUCGCCCGUCAGGAGGAGCACUCUGACCUCCACGCCAUCGACCCAGCCUGUGCCAUCUGCCAGGUUGAUGUCGGGACCAAAUCUCCCGAUGGCAUCAAGGAGGGCUGGUCAAUCACUCCCUGCGGCCAUGUCUUUGGCAACGUGUGCAUCAAACGCUACCUCGCCAUAACGGACAAGCCACUGUGCCCUGUCUGCCGAACCGACCUUUUCCACAUCUGCUCACACCCGGUACUGCCAGCCCCUUACAAUCGGACCAAGUCAAAACUGUCCCGCGAGGAGGCCGCGCACAUGAGCUUUCCCGGAGACACCCGAAACAGCGACUGUCAAUAUUGCCGGCAGCAGAGGCUCAAGCUGGCGAGACGCCAACGGGUGCAGGAGAUGCUGGAGGGCGGCCCGCGAGAAGCGGCAGAGGGCCGGAGUGACAGCGAUAGCGACAGCGACGACGACAUGGAGGGCACCAGAACACCAAGGACGAAAGGCUUGAGGUGGGCACUGUCGGCACUGCGUAUAGCAAACGCCUUGGCAAGGCUGACACUGGACGUUACGCAUAUUAGGAAGAUCAAGUCGCUGCACCCCGAAGAAGAUGAGGGCGCCGAGAACGACAUGAUCGUGGCCGACUCCCCCCAGCUGGUAGCGACGUCGAACCGAGACCUCCCCCCCGUGCCGGGCGCCUAUGGCUACUGGGAUGUGGCAAAGAAGGGGCCGGACUGGAAGUUCCUGGCAUUUUACGAUUCACAGGAGCCUAAGAUGAAGACCACUCCCGACCAAUUUUCAUGA
Molecule: messenger RNA, 1011 nt
Organism: Diaporthe amygdali
Lineage: Eukaryota; Fungi; Ascomycota; Sordariomycetes; Diaporthales; Diaporthaceae
Product: cell cycle checkpoint protein
Exons: 1
Coding region: 1-1011 (336 amino acids)
Source: RefSeq, a predicted model, not a curated record